CACAUAGUCACGUCCUAAUCUCUGUGUUUUUUUUUCUUUCUUUCACUGAUUGUCUCUUUUUUUAUCAGAGGAAAAAUUUUCUGGCGAAAAUUUUAAAAGCGAAAGAGAAAAUUUUUUGGAUUCUCGGAGACAUGGCGAGGAAUCAGUGGAGAAGGAUCAGAGAGAACAAUCAAUGGCGGAAAUUCUUAUGAGUUUCUAGUUUCAUUGCCUCCGUACCUGAGGGAAUCCGAAUUCGCAGGAAAGGGUUUGUCAGUUCUCAACAAUAGAAGGAAUGGCAUAAGCCCUAGAUUUGACGGGCAUUAUAGAAACCUUAGAUGUUAUAAGUCUAACAGAAACCCUAAUUGGUGUGACAAAAUUCCUAAAUUCACUAAUUGCUUUGAUUUGGUUCUGUUCACAAGGAAAAAGAAAAUAGUAUCAUCUGCAUAAGGCUUUACUUCUUGGGGUUUUAGGAGCUUUUCUGGGCUCUUUUGGAUUUACCCUAUUAAUUGGGUUUUCCGAUUGGAGCACAAUUGGCUUUGUAUGAGAUUUAGGGUUUGGAACUUCUAGGUGAUACACAUAGGGAUUUGAUUCUGUAAGAUAAACAAUGUCAAUUGCCAGUGUAGCACUUAGUCCAGUGCUCGAGGAGUCUCUAUGCUUCCCCAGUAGGUCCACCGGUCUGUAUGGCCCAUGCUCAAGUGAGUCAAUCUUGGUCUACAUUGCUGAUGCUGGGUCUGUGGUUCCCAUGUGUGUUAUGGAGUCAGAUUCGAUUGCUUUGGUGAAGCUAAGAAUCCAGAACCACAAAGGUUAUUAUGUGAAGAAGCAGAAAUUGGUUUGUGAAGGGAGAGAAUUAGCUAGGAACAAUACUUCCGUCCGAGACUAUGGGUUAAGUGAAGGGAUUGUAUUGCAUUUGGUGGUAAAACUCUCUGAUCUCCAAGCAAUUACUGUUAGGACUGUAUGUGGGAAGGAGUUUGAGUUCCAAGUUGAUAGGAAUAGAAACGUGGGUUAUGUGAAACAGCAGAUUGCUAAGAAGGGGAAAGGGUUUGUUGAUCUCAAGGAUCAAGAACUGCUAUGUGAUGGCGAAGAGCUUGAAGAUCAGAGACUAAUCAAUGACAUAUGCAAAAAUAAUGACACUGUGAUUCACUUGCUAGUUAGGAAAUCUGCCAAAGUAAGAGUUAAACCUGUUGAGAAAGAUUUAGUAGUGUCUAUCGAAGCACUAAAUCUGAAAGAGAAGGGGGCUGGUGUUAGAGAACACCAAUGGGGAGCAUUAUCUGGGGGACGUCCUGUCAUAGAGAGUAUGCCAUUGCAAAGAGAUUUUCUUUUGGAACCUCUAAUUGUUAAUGCUAAGAUUGAACUACCAAUAGUGAUUAAAGAUCUUAUUAACUCUACCUUUGAUGGGUUAAUCAGUGGCAAUGAGCCAAUUCAGUCGUCAGAGGGAUCAGGAGGAGCUUAUUUCAUGCAGGAUUCAUCUGCUCAAAAGUAUGUCUCAGUUUUUAAGCCAAUUGAUGAGGAGCCAAUGGCUGUGAAUAAUCCUCAGGGGUUACCCUUGUCACUUGAUGGUGAAGGCUUGAAGAAGGGCACACGAGUAGGAGAAGGGGCAUUGAGGGAAGUUGCAGCAUACAUUUUGGAUCAUCCAAGGAGUGGACGUCGCUCAUAUUGUUAUAGGGAGAAGGGUUUUGCUGGGGUUCCCCCCACUGUUAUGGUCAAGUGCUUGCACAGAGGAUUCAAUCAUCCAGACGGUUUUGAGUGUGCAGCCAAAAAUGUUAAGAUUGGGUCACUGCAGAUGUUUGUGAAGAACAAUGGCAGUUGUGAGGAUAUGGGCCCUCGUGCGUUCCCAGUGGAUGAGGUGCACAAGAUAUCAGUGUUGGACAUAAGGUUGGCGAAUGCAGAUAGGCAUGCUGGGAACAUAUUGAUUAGCAAAGAUCAUAAAGAUGGUCAGAUUGUGCUUAUUCCCAUUGAUCAUGGCUAUUGCUUGCCUGAGAAUUUUGAAGAUUGUACAUUUGACUGGCUCUACUGGCCUCAAGCUAAAGAACCUUACUCCCCUGACACAAUUGAUUAUAUUAAAUCAAUGGAUGCUGAACAAGACAUUGAACUUCUGAAGUUUCAUGGGUGGCACAUACCACCUGAGUGUGCCCGCACCCUUCGCAUUUCCACCAUGCUUCUAAAGAAAGGUGUAGAGAGAGGACUCACCCCCUUUGCCAUUGGAAGCAUCAUGUGCAGGGAAACCUUAAAGAAGGAAUCUGUGAUUGAGCAGAUUGUUCAAGAAGCAUCAGAAGCUGUGCUCCCGGGUACAAGUGAAGCUGCAUUUCUGGAGUCUGUAUCACUGAUCAUGGAUCGCUGCCUUGAUAAGCUAUCCCCAUAAGGCCAAGCAGUAAAUAUAUAGGCAUAUAAAUAAUGUGCAUAUGUUACUUAGAAUGUAUUCCUGAUUCUCAAAAAAAAAAAAAAAAAAGAAAGUAUUCCUUAGUUUAACAUGUACCGUUGCUUUGUUUCUGAAACUUUUUCCCCUUCUCCUCAUUUGAUUCGUAGAUAGGUUUGUUCAGCAUUAACCUCCUCCUUUCCCCGUCAUUCUCUCCCCUAUAUUACCUGAAUGAAAAUCUUCAAACGUUUAUAACAAAAAGAUUCAAGUA
This is a messenger RNA of Quercus robur (English oak), 2603 nucleotides long. RefSeq names its product phosphatidylinositol 4-kinase gamma 3. Gene Ontology annotation, molecular function: protein binding. NCBI's taxonomy places the organism in Eukaryota, Viridiplantae, Streptophyta, Magnoliopsida, Fagales, Fagaceae. The transcript has 3 exons. Bases 584 to 2338 code for a protein of 584 amino acids. The record is from RefSeq and is a predicted model, not a curated record.